GUAUCAGAGCUAUGGCAAUAGAAAACACAACGAGCAACAAUGAAUUCGCGACGAUUUACACAAGAGACAGUCUGGCCAAUGACUCGUGUCAGGAAUACGACAGUCCUCAGGCGAGGGUGUUUAAGAUAAUCGUCAUUGGGGACUCAAAUGUUGGAAAGACGUGCCUAACUUACCGGUUUUGCGGGGGUAAAUUUCUCAAAAAUCCUGAGGCAACAAUCGGGGUAGAUUUUAGGGAGAGAACCCUGCAACUUGAUGGAGAAAACAUAAAGUUGCAGAUCUGGGAUACGGCGGGACAGGAACGCUUCAGGAAGAGUAUGGUGGAGCAUUACUACCGCAACGUCCAUGCCAUCAUCUUUGUGUAUGAUGUGACCAGUCUGGCUUCAUUUGAGAGUCUACCGGAGUGGAUUGAGGAGUGCAGCCAUCACUCAGUCCCUCCCAUGGUCCCCCGCAUCCUAGUUGGGAACAAAUGUGACUUGAGAGGAGAGAGAGAGGUGUCUACGUUUUUAGCUCAGCGACUGGCUGAUAGCUACAACUUCCCGCUUUUUGAGACGUCUGCAAGAGACCCUGCAGAAAAAGAGCACGUAGAUGCCAUUUUCCUCACGCUGGCCUACAGACUGAAGAAUCACAAGCCUCUGAGACUGAAACAGCCAAGUGAGAGCAGCUUCUUACAGCUCGCUGGUGAACAGGAGGAGAAAACACCCUGUUUAUGUUAAUACACAUUAGCCCAUAUAGUUUGAUGCAAUAAUUUAGGGUGACGUUUUGUAUGAAAUCAAAGGAGAAAGAGUGAUGGGAAGAUAUACAGUACAGUAUCUCUGUAGCAGUUUACACAUUUUUUGGAAGCAUAAACUAUGGAGCAAGUGAUGCCUAUGUCUUAUUAUUAUUUCAGAGUGUUAUUAACUCUCUAGAAACAUGUUCGAUGACAUGAAGACCUCAAGAGCCUGUUAUAACAUUUUCAGUCUGUAAUAACUUUGCAUGUCGUUUCUAUGUAAUAUUUAAUGGUUAUGGCUAUAUCAUGACAAUUCCAAGUAGGUUGCUGCGGUGAAACCUCUGAAGGCAAUCUCGGGCAUAUCAGAAGCAAAACAUUUGUCCUCAUUAUUGUGCACCGUGAGCUUUCUGUUAUGUUUGUGGAUUAUGUUUACUUUGCACUAAAUUCAAAGUUGUACUUUUUUUCCAAAGCAUAAGUUGUAUGCAAGCUCAAUCUAAACUGAACCAGUGGUGUAACGCAUAAUUGAAGCUAUACCUGAGUCUAGCAUGAACACUAGUGGGCGCCACUGUCAAGGCAUUCAGAGCAUUAUGAGCAUUACUAUAAAAAAUUAAAUGGAAAAACAAGGGAAAACACACUCUUUAUUAUAAAUGAGACCCUUUAUGUCCCACCCUCAAUGUGAUACACAGUGAAAUACAACAUAUUAGUGAUGUUUGAUGUCUUUUAUGAGCAAAUCCAUGCGUCAGUUAGACUUCAACAUAUCUGUCUCCAAUAUUUCAAUCAUUUAUUUUUUGAUUGACAACCCUUUUUGUAAGCAAUAGUGUUUGGAAAACAGGGACUGUAUUGCACUUUUAAUUGAGAUUGUAUUAUGUCUGAAGUUUCUCUCAAUUAUUCAGCAUCAUGUAUAAUUUGUUGUAUUUGAGAGAUAAAUGUCAUUGUGUUAAAUAGUUUGCAGUGACUCAGAUGUGUUUGGAAGUGGAAAAUAAAAUGUGCAAUAAA
Labeo rohita (rohu) is the source of this 1702-nucleotide messenger RNA. RefSeq names its product Ras-related protein Rab-33B-like. Bases 12 to 713 code for a protein of 233 amino acids. The transcript is spliced from 2 exons. Gene Ontology annotation, cellular component: Golgi apparatus; endosome. Gene Ontology annotation, biological process: Rab protein signal transduction. The record is from RefSeq and is a predicted model, not a curated record. Gene Ontology annotation, molecular function: GTPase activity; GTP binding. Lineage: Eukaryota; Metazoa; Chordata; Actinopteri; Cypriniformes; Cyprinidae.